Molecule: messenger RNA, 2351 nt
Organism: Achroia grisella
Lineage: Eukaryota; Metazoa; Arthropoda; Insecta; Lepidoptera; Pyralidae
Exons: 1
Coding region: 19-1944 (641 amino acids)
Source: RefSeq, a predicted model, not a curated record
AAUAUUAAUCUCAGAAAUAUGUUAAAAAUAUCCGACUGCAAUCACUUACGUAUUGGAAAUAGUAAUGCUUAUGGUAUGGACGUAGAAAAAAUCGUACAGUCUAUAGAAAAAGAAUAUAAAGUUGACAUUAGAUCUUUGCCACAAUGGAAGGAAUUGGUGAAAAGAAUUAUCUUAACUACUACCGAUUGUAAUAGAAGAAUUCAAGACUCCAAACAUCGUAAAAUGUAUAUAAUCCAAAAACUCUAUACUGAGCAUGUAAGACUGUCGCCAUUCGAAUUAACAAAUAAUUUGGCAAGGACUUCAAAAAAAUGGCAAAAUAUGGAGAAUCAAAAGCACAGACAAAAGAUUUCAUUAAACUUAAACACAGAUAUAAGUGCUCCCCAGAGUUCCUAUACCUCCUUGGUAGAAACUAGUGAUGGGAAACUCACUGCACAUCCAAAUACAGAAAUACUACCCUCUGAAGAAAUGAUUGAAAUGCCAUUAAAAUCUGAGCCCGAAAUUGAAGCAAAAAUCAGCACAUUAUCACAUUUACCAGUUAAUAUUUGUAUUAAUCAACAUAAAGUUGUAUCACCUCUUACUACCCCGUACAGUUACUUAAGUUACAAGACAAAAUCGACUUACGAAGAACUUGAGAUGAAAACAAUCAGUGAAAGGAAUGAGAAAGAAUCGUUGCUAUUGAAUAAGUCAUUAUCAAUAAUUUCUUCCCCAAAGGAAAUUAUAGUAUAUAAAGACUCAUUACAAAAACAAGUUAUAAAAUUUUCCCUAACAAAUCAUUCUACAAAAUUUGUUUAUAUAAGGUUUGUUCGUGUGACAAACAAACUACCAUUUAGAUGGGCAAGUAUUUCACCAGUCACUUCCGUUAAAUUAUGUCCUGGAAUAUCAAAUGAAUAUAGGUUCAUAUUUAAAUUGUUACAAAACAUAGAGGAUUUUGAGUCCUACUUGUACUUCAAAAUAGGUCAUGAUGCCUUGACCCAAGCACCAUUUGAAGCUGUAUGUAUACCUAUACAAAGUAGAUUUAACGUAUCUAAACCAGUAUCAGUAUCUAAAGUUGUAUUUAUACCACCUACCUACCCAUGGCACUUGAGAAAUGAUUGUGGAUUUCCUUCAGGAUACAUUAAACUAUCUGUUGAUAAAAAUACUUACAAUUUACAUAUAAUAAAAAGGAUAGUCGAUUUUACUGCACAAUCAAAAGAUGACCUAUCGUCAUUAAAAGUUAUGUGUCCAAAUACAGAAAGCUUGAAAGACAGGACAGAAGAUCAGCAAAUUGAAACACAAAGUAAGUUGCUAACUUAUAAAGACAAUCUGCAUGACAUAACAAGCAUAAAGUCAAUAGAUGUAAUCAUAUUAGUUGUCAAUGAUAUUAUUGAACUCGCGUUAAAUACCUUUAUUUUUGAACAUAGUUAUUUGAAAUUGCUACCACAUUCAAAACAUAAAAUAUUGGUUUACUUUACAAAAGUUGAACGCAUUGGCAGUCAUCAUAGCUAUUACGAUUUUGAAUUUUACGAUCCUAAUACAGAAAAAUUAAUAAUGACUAAAGAAGUAAAAAUUUUUGCCGAAGUACUACCUCAUCCUAUAACUAUAUAUCCUAGUAUACUUGAUAUGUCUAAAUCUCCAAUGAUGUAUGGGUUUUGCGAAGAUUAUUUUACUAUUACAAACAGCAACAAAGUAUAUCCAGUUACUAUUAAAAUUAUGUUAACUACAAAAAUGAAAAAGAUUCUACAUAUAAGACCAACGGAAACAUUACUUCCUGCAACAUCUAGUGUGAAAUUUGAAGUAAAAUUUUGCUCCCCGGGAUUAAUAGUGUACAUAUCCGACGAUUUAGUACUCUUUACAUUCAAGAUUAUAAUUAAAGGAAAUCAAACUAUAUACCAUCACGUGCCACCUUUUUUCUACGAAAUCAUAGCUCCAUGUGUUCCAGAGUACAAGAAAUAUUAUGGAGAGUAAUCUAAUCUUAAUCACUUGACCCUUCCAAACAAUAUUAAAUUAUCUUCACAGCAUCUAUUGAAAGUAAUAAAGUAAAUAAAUUCGUUUUAUUACGUGGUCAGUAUGAUGUGUUGCCUCUAUAAAAAAAGUAGGAUAUGUGUAAGAAUGUCGCUAGGAGGGAGGCAAGGAUUAAACCUGUUGGUCGAGUUGCCGUAUGUAUUACAGGUCAAGUGAGUUGAUUGCCUGAACCCGCAUAAUAUUCCAGUCCAGAUCUGCAGGUCACACAUGAACCGGUUUCGCGACACAAUCGAUUGUAAAUCAAAGUAAACAGUGAUGAAGUAUAUUGUAUGCAAACUUAUAUAUUACGAUUGAACGAUCAUCGUAAAUGUUCGAUUAAAUCGAGAUGAAAUAUUCAUUCGAUUUUGCAC